CACAAACACAAUUUGUCAUGAUGUCCAUUGACUAGUGCGUUUGCUCGCGUAAAAUAUAAACUACACACGUCCACAGUGCGAGUGUGUUGGUACUCACAUAAGUGUUGUGUCAACGCAUCAAAAAAAAAAAGUACAAUAAAAAGACAUAUUAUCUCAUCGCGGUUGUUAGCUCGCCGUCAUUGGAGCUAGUUAGUAUCAAUUGAAAUCAAAUAUAGUUUAUAAUUAAAGUAGUGUACAAAGUGUAUGUUUUCGAUAAAAUAACCGUGCCUCGAUUAUUCAAAUAUUGAACCUUCAGAGUUUAGAACCAGUUAAAUAGGAUUUACUUAAUAGAUAACAAUGGGUAACGUUCAUACUUGCGGUCCAAACGAAGCUCUCGUAGUAUCAGGAGGAUGUUGUGGCUCGAUGAAAAAACGAACGAUCGUGGGAGGUUACGCUUUUUGCUGGUGGUUCGUAACGGAUGUCCAGCGUUUGUCCUUGGAGGUGAUGACUCUUAACCCAGUAUGUGAGAGCGUUGAAACAGCCCAGGGUGUGCCGCUGACCGUCACCGGGGUCGCUCAGUGUAAAAUAAUGAAAGCCGACGAAUUGUUAUCCACCGCCAGUGAACAGUUUCUCGGAAAAAGUACUCACGAAAUAAAGUCAACUAUUCUAUCAACUCUCGAGGGCCAUCUCCGAGCCAUCCUCGGUACACUGUCCGUCGAAGAAGUCUACAAAGAUCGCGACCAGUUCGCUGCACUGGUACGCGAAGUUGCGGCACCAGACGUCGGACGUAUGGGAAUUGAAAUAUUGUCGUUUACUAUAAAAGACGUUUACGAUGACGUUCAAUAUUUAGCGUCACUUGGUAAAGCUCAGACGGCAGCUGUGAAACGUGAUGCUGACAUCGGUGUCGCUGAAGCGAACCGUGACGCCGGGAUUCGGGAAGCGGAAUGUGAGAAAACAGCAAUGGACAUAAAAUAUAAUACGGAUUCAAAAAUAGAAGACAACGCUCGUCUUUACCAGUUACAGAAAGCUAAUUUUGAUCAAGAAGUCAAUACAGCUAAAGCCGAAGCUCAACUUGCGUAUGAGCUACAAGCAGCUAAAAUAAAGCAGAAAAUAAGGAAUGAGGAAAUUCAAAUCGAGGUUGUUGAAAGACAUAAGAUGAUUGAAGUCGAAGAACAAGAAGUUCGUCGUAAGGAACACGAGUUGAAGAGUACGGUCCGAUUACCCGCUGAAGCUGAGCAUUAUAAAAUGACAACUGUUGCUGAGGGAAAGAGAACGCAAACCGUCGAAAAUGCCAAGGCGGAAGCUGAAAAAAUAAGACUAAUUGGUGAGUCCGAAGCUAAAACACUAGACAUCAUUGGUACCGCGGAAGCUGAGAGAAUGCGUUUGAAAGCACAAGUUUAUAAAAAAUAUAACGAAGCUGCAAUAUUAAAUAUUGCUCUCAAUGCAAUGCCCAAGAUUGCCGCUGAAGUAGCAGCUCCGCUAGCAAGAACAGAGGAAAUUGUAUUGCUCGGCGGUAAUGACGGCGUAACUAAUGAACUGACUCGUCUAGUUGGACAAGUACCCCCAGCAGUACAAGCCCUUACUGGAGUCGACCUUUCAAAAGUUUUAGGGAAAAUUCCCGGGGCUAAAUAAUUCGGUAAUUGUUUAAUCAUAAAUUAUUUAAAAACCAACUGUCCUUUAAAAAAUCUACGUCAAAUUUGAAAAAAAUAAAUUACUAUUAUUAUUAUUAUUAUAUAAUACUCUUGAUAAAAAAUUGGAAGCAAGAAAUUCUUGUGUAAAUUUGAAGCUGCUUAAAGCAGGAGCAAAAAUAAUAAAUUUAUUUCAUUGACUUCUACCUCAAAAAUUUUGACGUGGAUAUCAGAUUGUUUCACAUCUUUAUCACGCGCACAUUUUUCAUUUAUACGAUGGUCUUUUUUUUCUACUAAUUACUUUAUUCACCUCACUCAAUUUAGGCCUCUAAUUGAACUCAAUGAGCAAUAACAACAAUAGUGACCUAAAAUAUUUACUAUUUUUUUUAUAAAACUUUUAUUUUUGUUGAUCAAAUUUACAAUUUACAUUCCGUAUUUUUAUUAUUUUAUUGCACUCAACUUUUACAAUUUUAAAAUAUAUUGAAUAAUUAAUUAAUUAAUUAAUUACGUUUCGACCAUUGUGUUCAGCGUGUGUAAAUGAUAAAGUUAAAGUAAAUAUUAACACGUUUUUAAAAAACGUUCAUUUAUUGAUAGUCAUUUGAUACCAGCGAAAAAAAUUAUUAUCGUUCAUUUUCUUUUAUUAAUUAUGUUUUUAAUGAGACUGAUGUUAAAUAUGCUUGAAUUUUUAUAUGAUCAUACAAAUUUUUAAAAUUAUUUAUCUGCUUGCUAACAAAAUUUUGUAUUUUUAAUUACAAAGUCGCUAAAAAAAUUUAUGUAACCUACGCGCGAAAAAUAUGAACCCGGUAGGUUCUGAUUGGUCGUGACUAUGAUUUUAUUUAUUUUAAAUCACCAUCAAAACUAAAUGGGCGGAGUAAAUCCCCACUCUUCUUCUUUGAAAUCCUAUAAGUAUGCGCAGUGAACCGUUUAUUGAUGUCUGCGCACGUUUUUUUAAAAUUGCCAGUUUGGUACCAACUUGAAAAAAUAAAACGACCUUUUUUUCGUGCAUUCAUUACAUAACCUAUUGUAUUUAUGUAGAGAUAUGAAUACUCUAGGCGUCAAGUUGGCGACAGAAGUGAAUUGAGCCACGGAUGUAUAAAAAAAUAAUUAGAAAGCUAUAAUCUUAAAAAUUUAAUUGGAAUAAUUUAAAAAGUACAAAUAUAAUCAUUGAUUGUCUUCCUAAGAAAUAUUAGAAAUUUGAUUAAAUUAAAAAAAAUAUUAGUUGCUUGAUUAAGUAAAAUGAUUGAUCGUAUAAAAAUUUCAUUAAAUUUUUCUUCUGUUAAUUUGAAACGAUAAUAAUUUUUUUUUGGUACUGACUAAUUGCUUAGCUAAUGAUUAAAUGCGUGUCGAAAAAUGAUAAUUAAAAUUUAGUUGAUAUUUAAAACUUAUAAAUAAUUGAGAAAUAAAUUCAAUCAAAGUAAUUAUACAAUAAUUGUAUUAUUAAUUAGUUAAUUGAUUAUAACUAUUAUUAUUAUUUAAAAUAAGUUUAACUGAUAAAAAGGAUCUUACCAUUAAAUUUAAGUUUUUAUACUCAAAACUUGAACAAACGUAAAAUUUGAAAUAGAAAUGAGAUAACUUGAAUUUAAAAUACUCUAGCUUUUGUUUAUUUAAUAAAAAUAUGUUCGAUUUAUUAAAAAUAAAAUAUAAUAAUAAUUUGCGUGCAAGUGUUAGUAUUAAAUAUAAAUAAAAUGAAUUUCUAAUGUAUGAAUGUAAAUAUUAUAUUAUUUACAUAAAUAUAUAUAAAUAUUAUUUAUAAAUAAUUAAUGUGCCAGCAAUUAUAUUAUUUAUUAACAUAAAUAUAUAUUUAUUAUUUGUUUUAUUUAUUGCAAUACCAAUGAUUGUCUUUUAAGAGUGAUUUUAAUUAAUCUCAUUUAAAUAUAUUUAUUAAAAAUUGCACUUACAAUACCAUAAGCACCGAUUUCAGUUUUAUAUGAUGUUCCGAUAAAAUAUUUUAUGUCCUACCAAAGAUUAUAGAUAUAAUAUUUUUUGUAACACAUGCUCGAAAAGUAUUCUGUUAUGUAUUCGCAGCGCAGUCGGUAAUAAAGAUACUAAUUCAUCCAGAAAAUGUCACGCAUGUAAAAUACUCCCUGAUAGCCAAGAUGGCGUCAAACUAACAGCCGCAACUAGACACCAAGUUGGCCGCAAAAGUUGGUCGACACUUUGAGAAAGUUGGUGGCAAAAUUUGGCAAUCCAUAAGUUGACGGAAAGUUGCCUUCAAUUUUCUCAUAAACCUGCUUUCGAAUUGCGGCUCUUCCCUGGUGUCAACUUUCUCAGAAAGUUGGUGGUAAUCUGUAGCCAAAAGUUGCAAAAGCUAGAGUUGUUGUCAAGUUGGUCGCAAAAUAAUGAAUACCAACUUUUUGACGAGCAACUCGUGCUAUCAGGGUAGAAAUACAUUAACGAAAAAUAUUUUCCGCACAGGCAGCAGCGCCAUCUUACAGAAUCUCUGAGCAUUACUUACAAAAAUUAUUAUAUAUAUAAAUUUAUCUAGUGCGUUGUCUGCAUUCAAAUGUUGGUAUACUUGUCUACGGACAUCUGUACCAACCUUCAUUCUGAUGUCUUAUUCUUACUAAUUCGCACUAGAUGUAUAAAACACUAUAUUGUAAAAUUUGAAAUUUGAAAAAAAUUGACCAAGCUUAUAUCGAUACAAUGCCAACUUUAAAUAAUUGAAUAAUAAAUGCUGAGAAUUGUAAUUAAUAAAAAUAAAUUGGCUCUCUUAGAGUGAUUCAAAUCUUUUGUAAGCGGCAAUAUUUAAAAAAAAUUAUAUAUAUUUUGGAAUCCGUACGGAAAAAUGUUUUCGAUAGAUAGAUUAUAAUUAUUUACAUGUAAUUAUUAUUUAUAAUUGUAACUGUACUUUUAAUUGAUCUGAAAGUAAUUAUAUAGAUGUGAAAAUAACUGGAUAUUUUUAAUAAAUGGAACAUCAAAAA
Messenger RNA from Microplitis mediator, 4528 nucleotides. It is a transcript of the gene Flo2, whose product is annotated as flotillin-2. NCBI's taxonomy places the organism in Eukaryota, Metazoa, Arthropoda, Insecta, Hymenoptera, Braconidae. The record is from RefSeq and is a predicted model, not a curated record. The transcript is spliced from 7 exons. Gene Ontology annotation, biological process: protein localization to plasma membrane; regulation of myoblast differentiation. Gene Ontology annotation, cellular component: plasma membrane. Bases 337 to 1611 code for a protein of 424 amino acids.